This is a messenger RNA of Thlaspi arvense, 1868 nucleotides long. The record is from the annotation of a GenBank genome assembly. NCBI's taxonomy places the organism in Eukaryota, Viridiplantae, Streptophyta, Magnoliopsida, Brassicales, Brassicaceae.
AGAUAACAAACAAAAUGAAACGAGAUUUAAACAUUUAAUUAGCAUUUUAGGAGCUUGCCAGUCACAUAAGCAGUACGACGUGUCCUCUUUCUCUCUGCAUGUUUCACAGAUUUUGGCACGAAACUACACAAUUUCGGAUUGUUAUCAGGAGGACUCUUGCGUAUCUGGUCUUCAACGAUGGAGACCCGGAGCUUGGUUGUAUCGAUGAGCACUAAUUUCUCUUCCUUUGACCUCUCUCGGCCUCUACCUCCUCUCACUCGCUCACUCGUCCCGUUCCGAUCGUCUAAACUAGGGCCUUCUAGGGUUUCGGCGUCCAACAGUGGAACUUCUUCCUCCCCCCGUGCGAUUGGCACCGACAAGGAUGCCGCUAUCUCUGUGAAACCUGUUUACGUCCCGACGCCGCCCAAUCGCGAGCUCCGGACUCCUCACACGCGGAAGUUCUUCGAGGGAUGGUAUUUCAGGGUUUCGAUCCCAGAGAAGAAGGAGAGUUUUUGCUUUAUGUAUUCCGUGGAGAAUCCAGCGUUUCGCCAAAGAUUGUCACCAUUGGAGGUGGCUCUGUAUGGACCCAGAUUCACUGGUGUCGGAGCCCAGAUCCUUGGAGCUAAUGAUAAAUAUAUAUGCCAAUACACUCAAGAGUCUCACAACUUCUGGGGAGAUAGACAUGAGCUAGUUUUGGGGAAUACUUUCAGUGCUGUGCCUGGCGCAAGGUCUCCAAACAAGGAGGUUCCACCAGAGGAAUUCAACAGAAGAGUGUCAGAAGGGUUCCAAGUUACCCCAUUUUGGCAUCAAGGUCACAUUUGCGACGAUGGCAGGACUGACUACGCGGAAACUGUGAAAUCCGCUCGGUGGGAGUAUAGUACCCGUCCUGUUUUUGGUUGGGGUGAUGUUGGGGCCAAACAGAAGUCUACUGCAGGCUGGCCUGCUGCUUUUCCUGUAUUUGAGCCUCAUUGGCAGAUAUGCAUGGCAGGCGGCCUUUCAACAGGGUGGAUAGAAUGGGGUGGUGAAAGGUUUGAAUUUCGGGAUGCACCUUCUUAUUCAGAAAAGAAUUGGGGUGGAGGCUUCCCUAGAAAAUGGUUUUGGGUCCAGUGUAAUGUAUUUGAAGGGGCAAAAGGAGAAGUUGCUUUGACUGCAGCUGGCGGGUUGAGGCAAUUACCCGGAUUGACUGAGACCUUUGAAAAUGCUGCACUGGUUUGUGUACACUAUGAUGGAAAAUUCUACGAGUUUGUUCCGUGGAACGGUGUUAUUAGCUGGGAAAUGUCUCCAUGGGGUUACUGGUAUAUGACUGCAGAGAAUGAAACCCAUAUGGUGGAACUAGAGGCAAGAACAAACGAAGCGGGUACACCUCUGCGUGCUCCUACCUCAGAAGCUGGACUAGCUACGGCUUGUAGAGAUAGUUGUUACGGUGAAUUGAAGUUGCAGAUAUGGGAACGGCUAUAUGAUGGAAGUAAAGGCAAGGUAAUACUGGAGGCAAAGAGCUCGAUGGCAGCAGUGGAGAUAGGAGGAGGACCGUGGUUCGGGACAUGGAAAGGAGAUACGAGCAAUACACCCGAGCUACUCAAGCGGUCUCUUCAGGUCCCAUUGGAUCUCGAAAGUGUCUUUGGUUUGGUCCCUUUCUUCAAGCCACCGGGUCUGUAACUCUGUAAGUUGAUGAGUGCUUUGUUUGUUGAUAGAGAGCCAUGUGAAUCAAACCUGAGUAUGAAUGUUGUUGCUAGCUUCACUAAUCUGUAUGGUUAGCUCGUUUGUCCCUUGUGGUAAAUUAUACACGUAUGGGCCAACAGUGUAAAGUCUAGUUCAAUGAAAGUCUUAAAAAAAUAUGCUGUAAAUCUAAACCGGGAAUCGGAUUGAUGGUUGGGUAACCCAAAUAAAAC